AGGACGACAUCAGCUGCUGGAGUGGGUUUGGCGUUCAACACCAAUUGAGAAGACCCGCUAUCCGAGUUUCGACGGACAGAAGCUCCCACAAACCAACUUCACAACUAUGGGUUGGGAAGGACAAUUUGAGCCGAAUGGCACCGAGGGCAAGAACUUCUACAUCCCCAUGUCCAACAGGACUGGGAUUGUUAGAAGUCCCUUUGAAUACCAGCAGUAUUACAUGGUGGAUCCCAUUUGGUACAGGCUUCUGGCUUGUUACAUGUUCUUCCUGAUCUGCACCGGGACCCCUAUCAACGGGCUGACAUUGUUGGUCACGGCUCAGAACAAGAAACUUCGGCAACCUCUCAAUUACAUCUUGGUCAACUUGGCUGUGGCUGGUCUCAUCAUGUGCGCCUUCGGGUUCACCAUCACAAUCACAUCCGCUGUCAAUGGCUACUUCAUUCUGGGACCCACCGCCUGUGCAGUCGAGGGAUUCAUGGCCACGCUCGGCGGUGAAGUCGCUCUCUGGUCUCUGGUUGUAUUGGCUGUGGAGAGAUACAUUGUCGUCUGCAAACCUAUGGGAAGCUUCAAGUUCACUGGGACCCACGCUGCAGCUGGAGUUUUCUUCACCUGGGUCAUGGCUUUUGCAUGCGCCGCACCCCCGCUGGCUGGCUGGUCCAGAUAUCUCCCUGAGGGCAUGCAGUGCUCCUGCGGACCCGACUACUACACUUUGGCCCCAGGCUACAACAAUGAAUCCUAUGUCAUCUACAUGUUUGUGGUCCAUUUCUUCAUUCCCGUCUUCCUUAUUUUCUUCACUUACGGCAGCCUCGUGCUUACAGUCAAAGCUGCUGCAGCCCAGCAGCAGGACUCUGCCUCCACCCAAAAAGCUGAGAAAGAAGUGACACGUAUGUGCGUCCUGAUGGUCUUUGGCUUCCUGAUCGCUUGGACCCCAUAUGCCACCUUCGCCGGAUGGAUCUUCAUGAACAAGGGAGCUUAUUUCUCUGCCCUGACAGCUGCUCUCCCCGCCUUCUUUGCAAAGAGCUCGGCCCUUUACAACCCUGUCAUCUAUGUGCUGAUGAACAAACAGUUCCGUAACUGCAUGCUGAGCACUAUUGGAAUGGGCGGCAUGGUGGAGGAUGAGAGUUCAGUCUCAACCAGCAAGACAGAAGUGUCUUCUGUGUCUUAAAUAUGAUGACACCUCAAAACCCAUGGACAUUUUCCUUAUUGAUUGUAUCCAGAUUUUGAAACGCUCCCAUAAAAAAAAACAACAACAACAACUUGGAUUUUGCCAAAUGGAAUUACGGAAAAUAAAUGGACUCUGGAUGAAACACACUAACGAAUAUCAACUCACCUGUCAAUAUGUAAAUACAAAAAAACAGUGCAAGAGCGAUACCAGAGUGCUGCAGAAGUUGUGCUUUGUGUUGUCCGUGCGUGUGCGUGCAUCAGUGUGUGCGAAUGAACUGUGACUCGCUAAACAGAGUGUGAGGGCACUCAAAAAUGCUUGACUAUCAAGUUCGAAGCUGCUGCACCACGACCACACUUGCAAACCUAUUUUCAUGUAAUUAUGUUUCACUGGGCUUCCAGUGUGGUUGUUUUUAUGUAUUUCACAAAAAGACGACAAAAAAACAUAGGAUGGAGUAAAUAAAUGCAUGCAUGAAAAGA
This is a messenger RNA of Hippocampus zosterae (dwarf seahorse), 1641 nucleotides long. RefSeq names its product green-sensitive opsin-like. The coding region runs from base 107 to 1165 and encodes 352 amino acids. The transcript is spliced from 5 exons. The record is from RefSeq and is a predicted model, not a curated record. Gene Ontology annotation, molecular function: G protein-coupled receptor activity. Lineage: Eukaryota; Metazoa; Chordata; Actinopteri; Syngnathiformes; Syngnathidae. Gene Ontology annotation, biological process: G protein-coupled receptor signaling pathway; phototransduction; visual perception. Gene Ontology annotation, cellular component: photoreceptor outer segment; membrane.